Molecule: messenger RNA, 1518 nt
Organism: Acaromyces ingoldii
Lineage: Eukaryota; Fungi; Basidiomycota; Exobasidiomycetes; Exobasidiales; Cryptobasidiaceae
Product: putative ATP-dependent RNA helicase
Exons: 5
Coding region: 126-1427 (433 amino acids)
Biological process (GO): mRNA export from nucleus; mRNA splicing, via spliceosome
Molecular function (GO): RNA helicase activity; RNA binding; ATP binding
Source: RefSeq, a predicted model, not a curated record
CGUCAGGCUUCAGCCGAUCGCCUCUCUCUGCCCAUUUUCUUCCCAUCCAUCACCACCGCGACCACUGCGAUCGUCAAAGACUAACCACAGCCCUACCUUCGCCCCACCCCUUCGAGCGCAUCAAAAUGGACAACGAAGAUCUCAUCGACUACGAGGAGGAGGUCAAUGUCCCCACUGCCACCAACGGCGCUGCCGCAACGGCCGACAACGGUGCUUCGGCCGCUGCAGGCGACGAGAAAGAUAGCAAAAAGGGCUCCUACGUCGGCAUUCACUCGACUGGUUUCCGGGACUUUUUGCUCAAGCCUGAGCUACUCAGGGCCAUUUCCGACCUCGGUUUCGAGCAUCCCUCUGAAGUCCAACAGGAGUGCAUCCCCCAGUCGAUUCUUGGCAUGGACGUCGUGUGCCAGGCAAAGUCGGGUAUGGGAAAGACAGCCGUCUUCGUCCUCGCCACUCUGCAGCAGAUUGAGCCCCAGGACGGAGAAGUGAGCGUCAUCGUCCUCUGCCACACGCGCGAGCUCGCGUACCAGAUCCGAAAUGAGUACUCGCGCUUCUCCAAGUACAUGCCAGACGUCCGCACCUCGGUCUUCUACGGCGGCACGCCCGUGGCCACCGACCAGGCCAUCCUCAAGGACAAAACAAAGUGUCCUCACAUCAUUGUUGGCACGCCUGGCCGAAUGAACGCUCUUGUCCGCGACAAGAGCCUCAAAGCGGGCGGCGUCAAGCACUUUGUUCUCGACGAAUGCGACAAGAUGCUUGAGCAGAUUGACAUGCGCCGAGACGUUCAAGACAUCUUCCGUGCCACGCCCCACCACAAGCAGGUCAUGAUGUUCUCGGCCACGUUGUCAAAGGAAGUCCGGCCGACGUGCAAGAAGUUCAUGCAGAAUCCGCUGGAGAUCUAUGUCGACGACGAGACGAAGCUGACGCUGCACGGCCUGCAGCAGCACUUUGUCCGCCUCGAGGAGACGGCAAAGAACCGCAAGCUCAACGACCUGCUUGAUUCGCUCGAAUUCAACCAGGUCGUCAUCUUCGUCAAGUCGAUUGCGCGCGCAAACGAGCUCAACAAGCUCCUUGUCGAGUGCAACUUCCCCAGCAUCUGCAUUCACGCCGGCAUCAACCAGCAGGAGCGCAUUGCAAGGUACCAGCAGUUUAAGAGUUUCGAGAAGCGAAUCUUGGUGGCAACCGACAUCUUCGGGCGCGGUAUCGACAUCGAGCGAGUCAACGUCAGCAUCAGCUACGACGCCCCAGCGGAUGCUGACUCGUACCUUCACCGAUCCGCCCGUGCCGGUCGUUUUGGUACUAAGGGUCUGGCCAUCGUCUUUGUCUCGAGCGAAGCGGACGAGGAAGUGCUCAAGUCGAUUCAGUCGCGCUUCGAGGUCGCCAUUCCCGAACUGCCUGCCUCCAUUGACUCAUCGACCUACAUGUCCUAAUAGCUAUUUACCGGAAAAAUUCUUUGCCUUCCGCUCCCCUACCCUUGUACCACAGCCACAGACCCAGACGGCCAAAUGAUUGGGAUUCAGA